AGUGACCGCUUUAGGCUCCAGUGACGUCCGCGACCGCUCGUCGUUUGUCGCGGGUUCUUCGGAACUCCAGGAGCCAUGUUCUCCCGGCUCGCCACGGCCAGCCGCAGCGCCGCGCGCCGCGCCGCGCAACGUGUGGGCGCAUCGCGGUCAGUGACGAGCUCUACGAUCGGCGGCUACGAGGUCUUCGACCACUCCUACGAUGCGGUGGUCAUCGGCGCCGGUGGCGCAGGCUUGCGAGCCGCGGCCGGGCUGGUGAACCACGGGUUAAAGACGGCGUGCAUCACCAAGGUGUUUCCCACGCGAUCUCACACCGUGGCAGCACAAGGUGGCAUUAAUGGAGCAUUAGCCAACAUGACUGAGGACGACUGGCGUUGGCAUGCCUAUGACACGGUGAAGGGUGCCGACUGGCUCGGAGAUCAGGACGCCAUUCAGCACAUGUGCCGCCUGGCACCAGAGGUGAUUCUGGAAUUGGAGUCCUUCGGCUUGCCAUUCUCCCGUACGCCGGAGGGGAAGAUCUACCAGCGCGCCUUUGGUGGACAGAGCUUGAAGUUUGGCAAAGGUGGCCAGGCCUAUCGCUGCGCGGCGGCUGCGGACCGCACGGGCCACGCCAUCCUGCACACCCUCUACGGCAUGGCCUUGAAGUUCGACUGCUUGUUCUUCGUGGAGUACUUCGCCAUGGACCUGAUCAUGAGUGAUGACGGCAAAUGCUUGGGCUGCGUGGCCAUGUGCAUGGAGGAUGGCAGCAUCCACCGCUUCGGAGCCCACAGCACCAUCAUCGCCACCGGCGGCUUUGGCCGAGCCUAUCAGUCCUGCACUUCUGCUCACACCUGCACAGGCGAUGGCAGCGCCAUGGCCUCCCGCGCUGGGCUGCCGAUGCAGGACUUGGAGUUUGUGCAGUUCCAUCCCACAGGCAUCUUCCCUGCGGGCUGCCUCCUCACCGAGGGCUGCCGCGGUGAGGGCGGAAUUCUCCGGAACAGCGAGGGCGAGCCUUUCAUGGCGCGCUACGCACCCACCGCUAAGGACUUGGCAUCGCGCGACGUGGUGAGCCGCGCCAUGACCUUGGAGAUCCGCGAGGGCCGCGGCGUGGGCCCCAACAAGGACCACAUCUUUUUGCACCUGGAUCACCUUCCUCCUGAGACCUUGGCAGAGCGUUUGCCCGGCAUCUCUGAGACGGCCAAGAUCUUCGCCGGCGUCGACGUCACUAAGGAGCCUGCGCCCGUGCUGCCCACUGUGCACUACAACAUGGGCGGUAUCCCGACCAACUGGAAGACUCAGGUCGUCCGCGAUGCGGAGGACACCAUUGUUCCCGGGCUCUUGGCCGCUGGAGAGGCGGGCUGCGCCUCAGUUCACGGUGCCAACCGCUUGGGCGCCAACAGCUUGUUGGACCUGGUGGUCUUCGGGCGCCAGGCCGCCGACACCACCGCCGAGCUGGUGAAGCCCAACAGCCCUCCGGUGACUUUGCCCAAGAACGCCGGAGAGGCCAGCAUCGCACGCAUGGACAAGAUCCGCAACGCCAAGGGCCCCAUCCCCACCGCCGACUUGCGCCGUGAGCUGCAGGUGACCAUGCAGAAGUAUGCCCCUGUGUACCGCAACUCGGAUGACCUGGCGAAGGGCAAGGGCGUGAUCGUGGAGGUGAUGAAGAAGUACAAGGACGUGGGCGUCACCGAUCGCACCAUGAUUUGGAACACCGAUCUCAUCGAGACACUGGAGCUGGAGAACCUCAUCAACCAGGCGGCCCAGGAGAUGUACGCGGCCGAAGCCCGAAAGGAGUCCCGCGGGGCUCACGCGCACGAGAACUUCCCCGAGCGUGACGAUGAGAACUGGAUGAAGCACACCCUCUCUUGGCUCGACAAGCCUCAUGUCGAGGAUGCCAAGGUGGUGUUGAAGUACCGCAGAGUCAUCGAUCAGCCUUUGGACAAGGAGAUGCACCAUGUCCCCCCGGCCAAGCGUGUCUACUAGCGUGUCUACGCCGGCGGACGACCGCAGAUGCCCCACGCGCCACGCGUUCCGCAUGUCCCGACGCAGGGUGCCUUUUUGAGGGCGGACGAGAUUCCUUCUCCCGCACGCCGCGGGAGAAAA
Molecule: messenger RNA, 2079 nt
Organism: Durusdinium trenchii
Lineage: Eukaryota; Dinophyceae; Suessiales; Symbiodiniaceae
Source: the annotation of a GenBank genome assembly